Messenger RNA from Halichondria panicea, 2647 nucleotides. RefSeq names its product transcription factor TFIIIB component B'' homolog. Gene Ontology annotation, molecular function: TFIIIC-class transcription factor complex binding. The record is from RefSeq and is a predicted model, not a curated record. The coding region runs from base 140 to 1582 and encodes 480 amino acids. The transcript has 7 exons. Gene Ontology annotation, cellular component: transcription factor TFIIIB complex. Lineage: Eukaryota; Metazoa; Porifera; Demospongiae; Suberitida; Halichondriidae. Gene Ontology annotation, biological process: RNA polymerase III preinitiation complex assembly.
GUGUGGUGGAUCCUUAGCUUCUUUGUUGACGAUCAAGCACGUUGCAUUGUCGUGGUGCAAGAUACAAAACCUCCACAAGACUACACAGCUGCCAGGUCUAAUCACACACACACACGGGAACCAUUGAUCAGCACACAAGAUGACCAGAUCGCAAUCUACAGCGCGAAAAAAGGUGCCUAAAAAGAGAAAGAAAGUUGCCCCAAAACUUGUCUCGACAAGACCGAAUAGAACGCAACCAACUGCUCAUGGUUCCAAUACCUCACAAGAAGACACUCAACCUCCUGAUGACCAAUCCAUCCCAUCUACUUCUACCGACAAUGUCAAUGUAAUUUCACCAACAGCAACUACAAAAACCCGCCCCCUCCAAGCUCUUAGCCAAUCUCACAGUGUACCGUUGCCAACACUACCGAGUGAGGGGGCUAGCAACAGCAUCCCCACACCACUGCAAUUGCCUGAGGCAGAACUGAGUGUGGGCGAACUCUUUACAGACGAACAAACGGAAACGAUUGUCAAUCAAGGCGAGGGAAUUGGUGUUGAACUUUUGGUCCCUCAAACUACAUCGCCACUGGAUACGACUAAAACCAACAGAACUAUUGAUAAAGAAGCUAAUCGAAAGCCACUCUGUCAAGAUGAUGUUACCACUAAAGAAAAGGAUGGACGAUCUACGAGUGUGUCUACAACUGGGGAGGCUACUUCCGUUGAGGGGACUGUUGCGGAGAGGUCAGAGGUCGUUGCUAGUGGAAACACGGAGGUGACGGCUGGUAAAGAUGGGACUGGUAGCAAGAAAAAGUCACCCCCAAGGUCGAGAUCAAGCAGAAAGCGUAGACGGUCUGAGUCACGUGAGCAGGAGUCAUGUGAGAAGGAGUCCACUCCUCCCCCAGCUAGGAGGCGGAGACAACCUGUUGCCAAGGAGAGGAAGGCACCGGACAGGUCCACCAUGACAAUGCAGGAGCUCAUCUAUUACAACCCAACGGCUAACCCUAUGCAAGCUGCUAGAGAGGAUAGGGAGAAACGACGAGGCUCCACUGCCACACCCAGCCCGGAGAAGGACACACCCACUCAGCAGUCGGAAACCUGUCAGACCACCAGUCCAACCAAUAGCGAGGGUAAAGAGGAGAGGAUCGUCCCUCAACUAAGGAUUGGGAACGAUGGCAACAUUAUCAUUGAUGAAUCUAGUAUGAUGAUGUCUACCACUCAGACUGCCAGCCCUUACAGUGAGGCGGUAGAGGAGACGAGUGGUCAGGUGACCUCUGAUUCGUUCAGGAAGUGCUACAAGAUAACACGAUGGUCAAAAGAUGAAACUGGUAAAUUCUUCAAGGCACUGAGCCACGUGGGGACUGACUUCACCAUGAUGACUCUACUAGUGCCCAACAGGUCACGGAAAGAGCUCAAGAACAAGUUUAAGAGGGAGGAGAAGAAGAGUCCGCAGCUCAUUGCUCAAGCGUUAAGUAAGUUGUUGAAGGUAACAUUGUGUCAAGGAGGUAUAUAUAGCGGCAAAGCAACUCACCUCGAUCCCUGUAGCUCUAAUGUCAGGGAAUGCACAGAGUGUUAUGCUGUGUUUGUGCUAUACAUGUCUCUGUAGGCAGGUCCCUGUUACAGCCUGUUGGUGUAUACCUGCAUUCCUUAUUACAGCCAUUGUUGAAGGUUGCCUCUAUACUAGGACUAUGCAAUUUGUAUGUGUGUACUGUGUACUGUGUGUGUGUACUGUGUGUACUGUGUGUGUGUGUGUGUACUGUGUGUGUACUGUGUGUGUGUGUGUACUGUGUGUACUGUGUGUGUGUGUGUGUACUGUGUGUACUGUGUGUGUACUGUGUGUGUGUGUGUACUGUGUGUGUACUGUGUGUGUGUGUGUACUGUGUGUGUGUGUGUGUGUACUAUAGCUGUGUGUGUGUGUACUGUGUGUGUGUGUGUACUGUGUACUGUGUACUGUGUGUACUAUAGCUGUGUGUGUGUGUUCUGUGUGUGUGUGUUCUGUGUGUACUGUGUACUGUGUACUGUGUGUACUAUAGCUGUGUGUGUGUGUGUACUGUGUGUACUGUGUGUGUACUGUGUGUACUGUGUGUACUGUGUGUACUGUGUGUACUAUAGCUGUGUGUGUGUGUGUGUGUGUGUGUGUGUGUACUGUGUGUGUGUGUGUGUGUGUGUGUGUGUGUGUGUGUGUGUGUGUGUGUGUGUGUGUGUGUGUGUGUGUACUGUGUGUGUGUGUGUGUGUGUGUGUGUGUGUGUGUGUGCGUGCGUGCGUGCGUGUGUACUAUAGCUGUGUGUGUGCACGUGUUUUCUUACACUAAUUAUCACUGCUAUAUAGUUUGUCAUUAAUAACUUACCUCUCUCCUCAGCUACCAACUACUAAUAUGGAGUGUGUGUUUUGAUCUGUUGUCUUCUUUGUCCCCACACAGAAAACCAAAUCAAGGUGACAAAAGUGGCGUCUUGAGGGAAUUAGAAACAGUCUAUAGUUACGUCUGUGGAACAGACUAUUGAUGAUUCUUGAUUGCUCUUGAUUAAUUAGUGCACUGCACACGAACUUCUGGCAAGCACCAUUAAAUUACUUCAUUCAUUGUCUCCCGUUUCAUUCAAUGUGAUUUUUUUUAAUUUAGUCCGAUCUCUUUUUAAUGGAACCACCAAUUCACAAUAAUUAUACAUUCAACAA